GAGGCUUCUAUGUGUUCCUGAGCUGGAAACGAUAAUUCAUUGUCUCUCUGCAACUGUUGUUGUUUCCUUAUUCGUAUUUUCAUCAUCAGGGUCUCCUGGUUUCUCCUUCCUUAUUCGCUUUCUCAGCUCCUCUCUGCAUUUCCUUUACAUACAAGCGAAUUGGCCAUCCAAUUCAAGCCCAGUUUAGCUUUCUGGGUCAAUCACGCAAUCCCCAAAUUGCGUUUGCUGUCGUAUGGUGAAUUGGUUUGCUCAUCAAUUAUAGUCUUUAGUUGCAGAGUGUCUGGUGUCUCAGUAGUUUGGUGUUGAACAUAAAGAUGGGAGCUUGUGCGUCCAAGUCUAAAACCAAUGAUGAUGAUGAGUCUGAACAUGCUGUUGAGUUCACCGGUGGGAAGGUGAACCUCAUCACCACCUUAGAACAGUGGGAUCAAAAGUUGGCUGAAGCAAAGACAGAUGGAAAAAUGGUGAUUGCAAACUUCAGUGCAACAUGGUGUGGUCCUUGCAAACAGAUUGCACCAUUAUAUCGGGAGCUGUCUGAGCAAUACACUUCUUUAAUGUUCCUUGUGGUCGAUGUCGAUGAACUUACUGAUUUCAGCACCUCAUGGGAUAUCAAAGCCACUCCUACUUUCUUCUUCCUCCGAGAUGGUCAGCAGAUCGACAAGCUUGUUGGAGCCAACAAGGUGGAGUUGCAGAAGAAGAUAGUUGCCAUUGUAGAUUCCGCCCCAUGUAAGAAAUGAUUAUUUCACUGGUCCAGUUUGUUAUUCGAUGUAUCCUUCUACAUUUGCUGCAGGUUUAUUGACAUUAAUGUAAAAAUUUUCUUGCAAGUUCUUGGAUUGUAAAUAUGAAACACAGUUGAGUUUUGUUA
Messenger RNA from Argentina anserina (silverweed cinquefoil), 862 nucleotides. RefSeq names its product thioredoxin H9. Bases 315 to 734 code for a protein of 139 amino acids. NCBI's taxonomy places the organism in Eukaryota, Viridiplantae, Streptophyta, Magnoliopsida, Rosales, Rosaceae. The transcript has 5 exons. The record is from RefSeq and is a predicted model, not a curated record.